Molecule: messenger RNA, 1132 nt
Organism: Chelonoidis abingdonii (Abingdon island giant tortoise)
Lineage: Eukaryota; Metazoa; Chordata; Testudines; Testudinidae
Source: RefSeq, a predicted model, not a curated record
AUGUGCCCGGAGGAGGACGGAGGCUGCGGCGUGGUGGGGACCGGGGGGCCGGAGGGGCUGGGCGAGCUCCGCUCCUGGUGGGAAGUCCCGGCCAUCGCUCACUUCUGCUCCCUCUUCCGCACCGCUUUCCGUCUGCCCGACUUCGAGAUAGAGGAACUGGAAGCUGCUCUUCACAGGGAUGAUGUGGAGUUUAUCAGUGACCUGAUUGCCUGCCUCCUUCAGGGUUGCUAUCAGCGCAGGGACAUCACGUCACAGACGUUUCACAGCUACCUUGAGGACAUUAUCAACUAUCGCUGGGAGCUGGAGGAAGGGAAACCCAACCCCCUACGGGAAUCCACUUUCCAGGAGCUGCCGCUGCGCACCCGCGUGGAGAUCCUUCACCGCCUCUGCGAUUACCGGCUUGAUGCAGAUGACGUCUUCGACCUCCUCAAGGGUUUGGAUGCAGACAGCCUCCGUGUAGAACCACUGGGUGAGGAUAGUAAUGGCGCCCUCUAUUGGUAUUUCUAUGGCACUCGUAUGUACAAAGAAGAGCCAGUGCAGGGGAAAUCAAAUGGAGAGCUGGCUUCAGACAGGGGAAGUGGGGGCCAGACAAACACCCCAAAUGUUCCUGGGAAAACAGGCAAGAGACGAGGGCGACCCCCAAAACGGAAGAAACUGCUGGAGGAGAAUCUGUUGAGGGAGAAGGCUGAAGAGAACUCGUUCGUGCAUGAGACACAGAUGAAAAAUGGGUCCCAGGGACCAGGCCGUGGGACAUGGUGGCUGCUAUGUCAGACAGAAGAGGAAUGGAGACAAGUCACAGAGAGCUUCAGAGAGAGAACUUCCCUAAGAGAAAGGCAGCUCUACAAACUCCUGAGUGAAGACUUCCUGCCUGAGAUUUGCAACAUGAUUGCCCAGAAGGAGAAGCGUCUGCAGCGCACGGAGUUUUCGCCCAGGUGGAUGUCUGACCGUCAGCCCAUUAAACCAAUCCAGCAGGAGGUCACUCCAAGUGUGCUCAGCAGGAUGGAGAAGCAAAGGCGCAGGGAGGAAGAGGAGGAGCGCCAAAUCCUUCUGGCAGUGCAGAAGAAGGAGCAGGAACAGCUGCUAAAGGAGGAGAGGAAGAGGGAGAUGGAGGAGAAGGUCAAAGCAGUGGAAG